Messenger RNA from Chelmon rostratus (copperband butterflyfish), 2017 nucleotides. It is a transcript of the gene casp8, whose product is annotated as caspase 8, apoptosis-related cysteine peptidase. Gene Ontology annotation, biological process: proteolysis; negative regulation of extrinsic apoptotic signaling pathway via death domain receptors. The transcript is spliced from 13 exons. Gene Ontology annotation, molecular function: protein binding; cysteine-type endopeptidase activity. Lineage: Eukaryota; Metazoa; Chordata; Actinopteri; Chaetodontiformes; Chaetodontidae. Bases 219 to 1733 code for a protein of 504 amino acids. The record is from RefSeq and is a predicted model, not a curated record.
CUAAAAGUGAAACCAGUCCUAGUGACGGAGUGAAUUCAAGAACGUAGCCGAGGCUAACUCACUGAAAGUUCAUGUAAGACUUUUUCAGUCGCUUAGAGGAGUCUGUUUUCUUGAAUUACAGAAGUGAAAUCUUUUCGCUGUUUGGACGUAAGCUGACAUCUCCGCUGUUUCUGCCUCUGUAAUAGCAGCAGGCCUGUGCUGGUGGGGGUGGCCCUGCGAUGGACAGGGUGACGCUGUCCCACAUAGAUGAGGAGCUGGAGUCCUCUGAGGUGGCCGCUCUCUGCUUCCUGUGCCGCGAUGUUGUCCAAAAGAAACGCCUGGAGGGGGUGACGGAUGCAAAAGUGCUGUUCAUGAGACUAGAAGAAAAAGGACUGCUGGAGAACCAUGUCUUCCUUUCUCAGCUGCUCCACACUAUCCGUCGACAGGAUCUCCUCAGUCUCCUUGAGUCGGACAGCAGGAGACAAGAAGAGACUGAUGCGAAUCCCGUCCUGUCAGAUUACAGGGUGAUGCUGUACCAGAUAUAUGAGGAUAUGACUCGGGAAAAUCUUGACAAGAUGAAGUUUCUGUUGAGCAGCAAGCUGGGUAGAAGGCAAACUGAGACAUGCAAUGCUUCCGCAGGGAUGCUCUUUGGACACUUCACUGCCCUGGAUGUGUUUGCCGAAAUGGAAAAGAAUAGUCUGCUGUCGACUGACCAGCUCGAUGAGCUGCAUAAGGUGCUGCUGGAGCUGGAUCAAACGCUGGCAUCAACUGUACACCGCUACAUGCAAGGGGUUACACAGCAGCAUCAAACCAGAUUAUCUCCUCAUGUCAGCAUGGAUUACCAGAUGGUCAACAAGCCCUCUCAGCCCAAACCAGCUGCUCUGUCCAUAUCUGAGACUCAGCCCAGCGCUGCAGGACAGAUUGUUUACGCCGAUUCAGAACCGAGCUCUGAGCCGAGCUCAGAGCCGUCCUCUCUCUCUGAUCAGACAGAGUACUAUGCCCUGAUUCAUAACCCUCGUGGUGUGUGCAUGGUCAUUAACAAUGAGAAAUUCCUGGGAACAGAGCUGAGGAAUAGAGCAGGGACUCAGCAGGAUGAGGAGGCUCUGCGCACAGUGUUCUCCCAGCUUGGCUUUGAUGUGAAGGUGCACAACAACUUGACAGCAGAGGCCAUGCGACAGGAGCUAAAAAAGCUGGGCUCAAGGAACUUUUUGAAGGACGAUGUCUUGGUGGUAUGCGUGCUUUCCCAUGGACAGAAGGGCUCUGUCUUUGGGACUGAUGAGCAGGAGGUGUCCUUGCGAGAGCUGACGCAGCCCUUCUUGAGCGGGCGAGCUCCCACCUUGGCGGGGAAGCCCAAACUGUUCUUCAUCCAAGCGUGCCAGGGAAGCAGCUACCAGAGAGGAUCCGUGCCGUGUCCCCCGAAGCCGAGACAGGAGGAGGAGAACAGAGAGAGCCGCCUGGAGGAAGACGCGGGUCGUGUGUAUGGCGAGACGGUGCCUUGGGACGCCGACUUCCUGCUGGGCAUGGCCACGGUGCCAGAUUGCAAGUCGUUUCGAAACACUGCCACGGGCUCCAUCUACAUCCAGCAGCUGUGCACGCAGCUGAUGAGGUCAGCUAAAAGCUCGGAGGAAGAUGAUUUACUCACUAUCCUGACACGUGUGAACAGGGAGGUCAGCAAAGGAGAAUAUUUAAAUUUCAAACAAAUGCCAGAGCCCAAGUACACCCUCACCAAGAAGCUAGUCCUCAAGUGUGUGUGAGCAGCGGGGACCAAGUGCAGAAUUCCCAGAUUCAUAUCACACUAAUUUACUUUGUGUAUGACCCUAUUUGUGUGUGUGUGUGUGUGUGUGUGUGUGUGUGUGAAUGACUUUGUGUUGACUGUGUUGGAUGAAUUUGAGUGUCGGUAUCUUUGGAGGUACCUCAGGAAGCGAGUCGCUUGAGAACAAAAGCAUAUUGUGCAAAUAAAAAAAUGUUACAUUCAAAGAAAAUGCUGUCUUUGAAAUGUUUAUGAUUAUUCUUGUUGAUUAGGAAAAAUAAACAAUAA